UUCCCAUGGUUAAGUUAGAUUUAUUGCAAUGGCUGACAAAGGAGACCAAGCUAAGGUUGCCACUCCCAUGGAUACGGACGCUGCCAAAGAUCCUAAUCAAGUUGGAGGAUCCGGAGAAGCAGAACCAACACGAGACAUGACAGAGCUCAUCAAAGAUGGGAAAAAUGCAAAAUCCAUUGUGUGUGAGCGAUGCAACAGCAAAAUUUUAUUACCAGGAGUGGCAGAAUUCGUGACAAAAGAGAUUUUCCUUCCACACAUGAAGAAAAAGUCUGAGCAACAGAAGGCAACAGAUGGGGAGAACCUGAGUGAGCAUUGGGUUGUAUCGGACAUGAUGACCUUUGAGAAUGUAGGUUUCACAAACACUGUUGGUACUGCCAAGUAUCUUAUAUGCGCAGACUGUGAGGUUGGCCCUGUGGGAUGGCACGACGUAACCGACAAGACCAAGUACUUUAUAGCCCUGGACCGGGUGCAGCACAAAUGAGACUUGACCAAAGCAUCCAUCUAGACCAGGGGUUCUCACUCCAGAUAUGAUUGCCCUGAAUGCUAAAAGCUACAUUACUUACUCAUUUAGUUCCAUAUAUAUGUAGGUUUGUGACAUUAUGCAUACUGUACGUGUCUUUAUACACAUAUCUGAAUUUCAAGAGUUAUGACAGUCAAAAGUGAAAGUUCUGGUAUAUGCGCAUGGGUAUGGUUUAUCAGUGGGUAAAGUGGCAUCGUUUCCCAACAAUAAGCUGUUUUUACACAAAUUGAGUGAUUGCAAGACAAGUGCAUUGAUGCAAAUGUUCAGACAAUGAAUCUACUUUUAAAACAUUGAUUUACAGUAUUACUUGUAUACUGAAGAACACAAGUCUUUAAAAAAACUUGAGGUCUAAUCUGAUCGAAGUUGAAAUGUUUAAGUUUAGCCCUAAAGGGGCCAGGUUAUUUGGUCAAGCACAAAGACUGGAUAUGUAGAUAUCUGGAUGUCACAUUGUAUUGUCAUUUUAUUUGGGAAGCAGCAUAUUGUAGAAUUGCAAUUCACAAGGCAAAGUAAUUCCUCUCACAUCAAUAUUAACUGUUUUCUUUAUCAAUCAUGCCAAUCUUGCAAAACUUAUAUGUACCAUCACUCCUCUGUCUUUUUACAUUAUGCUUAUACUCUGGCAUAUAAAAGAUGUUGUGAUUAAAACUUUCAAUCAACCACAACUCAGAAAAAAAGCCAAUCAUGUUAUUGUAAGUCUUAGUAAAUCUAUGAUCUUGAUUUGCUAAUUUUAUUAACUCGUAUUCGAUUGAAACUUGCUCUUGGUCACUAUACUCACAAGGCAACCAAACCCAAGAAUUAUUGUACUCUUUUUGACUCGUGAUUUCAGAUUGCAGUUAAUCGCUCAUCUUUAGAAAGAUACCCAUGACUCUGCAUAAAGUCCAACGUGUCUAAGGCUCACAUACAUGUACAUGUAUAUAGCAAAUGUUACUAUGUGCUGUUUUCAAAAUGUCCUAAAUAACACUUGUAACACUGAAGUACACAAUAAAGUAACAGCCCAAACAUUGUGAUUAUGGUAUUUUACCUUUACAGUUUGUUACUUUCAACACAAAAGAAAAAUGUUGAAAGUUGUAAUGCAACCCAUCUGGCCUGUAUCUACAUCUACAGGUACAUUUAUAUUGAUUAAUGUUAAAGCACAAUAACAGAAAAUUGAAGAAAACAAAUCAAGUACAUGUAUGCAUCAUGUAUUAAUUUGUUACAAAUUUUUUUGUAGCAUUGUUAUAUGGACAAGGCAUCACUGCUGAGAAAAAAUAUUGAAAGGCUAUGUGCAAUCUUUUUUUAUUUCUGUGUCAUAUGAAUAUUUAUAAGCGAUUGAUUGCAAACAAAAGUUUUAAAAUAUUUGCACAAAAACCUUGUUUUUAAGAAAUGCUCUUAGCGUCUAGUACAGUCAAACCUGUCUACAGCGACUGCCCAAGGGAAACACAAAAGUGGUCUUUGUAGACAGGUUCUUUUAGUACAUGUUUCAGUGAGAAACCAUUUACAAGGAAAACAAAAAAUGUGCUUGUUGUAGACAGGUGGUCACUGAAGCAGGUUUGACUGUAUCUUAAUUUCUGUCAUGGAGCAGCUUCUUAGAUCAAUGAGAAUUAUUUUUUUAAAACAUUUUUUCCAUUCUGAACAUUCCUGAGUAAGACAUUUUAUGCUGGUCUCCACACUAACUUUUUUUGUAGGUGUUCUUUUAAAGCUUGUCUGCAUGAAGUCUAUCUGUACAUUUUGAAAUUUGGGGGUUUGUUCCCAUUUGUCUCGGGUUCCUGUUCAUGUCGAGCCUUGUUAAAAGUUAGCAAUGUGUUCUAUCUAUCUAUCUGUGUCCCAUAGCUUGAAGGCCGUUGGGGCAACAAUGAAAUGGAUCUUGAUUCUUGAGACACAUGUUCUCCGUAACAGCUCUGUUCUAGUUAGCUGCUAAAUAACAUUCUCAUCCACCGCUUGAUGUUAUCAGUCCAUGUCCUAAUGUUUCUUGCCAAGUUCUUUCUUCUCCCAUUAGGUGUUUGUCCAGCUAUUCUUCCAUCUAGUUACAUGCCCAAACCACUUUAGUUAUCUUCUUUUCACAAUUGUGAUGAAGUGAUUGUGUUCCCCUAUAAUAUAUAUAACUCUCCAUUCAUCUCUCUCACUUUCUUGUCUGGCAUACUGUAUGGGGAGUGAAGAGAAUAUGCAGGAACUUGUGUACUAUAGAUUAUGAAGUACACAAGUUUUGCCUGAAGGUUAUCAAUAUGAAUUUCUGUUUUCAGUUCACUUUUUGAUGUUUGUAUUCUUAAAAAGCAGAUGUCUAAUUGUUUUGAAUGGGAAGGGAAGAACAAGAUAAAUUGAAAUUAUAGUUUACAUUAAUAUCAGUACAUCUAUCUUCAACAUGUAUGCAGAAAUUUAGUGAAACUUUUCCAAAAGUCAAACCAAUUGUAAUGCCGUGUAGUGUAAAUAAUAGAAGUAAAUUAUUUAUUUGUAAGAAUAGAGGUUUGUAAUAGAUUGAUAUCCUUUGUUCCCAUAAUCUCAUUUAUAGUCAUUCAUUUUCUAGCAGCAGUCUACACUAGUUAGACAUGCCCUAGUCAAUCAAUUUUUACAAAAGGUUGUUCCUACACAAAAUUUAUUAGGUUGUACAUCCUUUCAAACAAAUAAUAAAGUUGAGAAAAUAAGGUGACUUUCUCAUGAUUUCAUAUUAUCACACUAUGCAUUAUGUAUAAAUAUUGUUGUGAUUGCCUGUGCCUAUUAAAAUUAUUGCUGAUGUAUGUUCAGAAAUGUUCAAAUUAUGGCUUUGAUUUUAUAAUUGUAACAUUUGCAGACAAAUCUGACAAGCCUGGAUCUCCAUGCCCUAGUAUGUUUGAAAUUAAGAGAAUACUUUUAAGUAAGACUACAUCAAAUGUACAUUACUUGUUGACUGGGAGAAGCAGUAUUCCAUAAUGUUUUCAACACAAGAUGGCAGCAUUUAUAAAUGGGCUGGUAGCUGGCAGAGCAGAGACAACUAGUUGUGGGAUAAUAUACUGCAGGUCAGAAAGAAAAAAAAAUGUAAGUUUAAACCUCUUUGGGAGAGAUCAAAUUAACAAUUGACACAUUUUGGAAUAAUACUUUAUCAUCAUUGAUUUUUAAUAAUGAUUUCUCAUGGCUUUACUUUAGUCUUGUAAAAAUGAUGGUCACUCUAUUAUCAGUAGGAAGCUGUCUAUUUCAAAGUCAUAUUGAUUUACAAUAACAAAGAACAUGCACUUGAUUUGUGAACCAUAUCCAGCUGUGCCUGUACAAUUGUGUUAUAUGUGUUUUUAUUUUGAUGUUUAGAUGAUGUUAGAUACUUUCUUAUCAUGUUUUUUUUUUCUUCAUGAAAACUGAAAAGCCUUGUGAUUUUUUUCAAAGUUGUAUAAUCCAAGAAAUGCGCUUCUGUUAAUUAUUAGUUCAUGGCUGAGAUGUGAAAAUGUAACAAUGUUGUCAAAAAUCAAAAUUAUAUAGUAAAUGAACAAUGC
Molecule: messenger RNA, 3951 nt
Organism: Strongylocentrotus purpuratus (purple sea urchin)
Lineage: Eukaryota; Metazoa; Echinodermata; Echinoidea; Camarodonta; Strongylocentrotidae
Gene: rabif
Product: guanine nucleotide exchange factor MSS4
Exons: 2
Coding region: 29-481 (150 amino acids)
Biological process (GO): small GTPase-mediated signal transduction; post-Golgi vesicle-mediated transport
Cellular component (GO): cytosol; membrane
Molecular function (GO): guanyl-nucleotide exchange factor activity; zinc ion binding
Source: RefSeq, a predicted model, not a curated record